UCACAUUAGAGAAAACCCAGAUAGGAACGAGAAUGCGGCGUUGCAUUCCGACGUUGUUGGCCUUAGCCACGGUGUUGGUGUCGGUGGCGUGCAGCGGUUUCCUCUCUCUGGAACGGGGCAUUCCUCUGAGCCACCGUGUGGAGCUGGAGGCGCUGAGAGCUCGCGACAGAGCCCGCCAUGCUCGAAUCUUGCGAGGUGUGGUUGGUGGCGGCGUCGUCGACUUCUCAGUCCAAGGCACCUCCGAUCCAUACUCCGUUGGGUACGGGCUGUAUUUUACCAAAGUGAAGAUGGGAUCUCCUCCUAGAGAAUUUAAUGUUCAGAUUGAUACUGGAAGUGACAUUUUGUGGGUUAAUUGCAAUACUUGCAGCAAUUGCCCUCAAUCUAGUGGACUAGGGAUUGAGCUCGAUUUCUUUGACACGGUUGGCUCGUCCACAGCUAUGCUGGUUUCCUGCUCAGAUCCAAUAUGCACUUCUGGGGUUCAAGGUGCAGCAGCUGAGUGCUCCCCUCAAGUUAAUCAGUGCAGCUACACCUUUCAGUAUGGAGAUGGAAGUGGGACAUCGGGUUAUUAUGUUUCUGAUGCAAUGUAUUUUGACAUGAUCCUGGGACAGUCUUUGCCGGCUAACUCUUCGGCUACCAUUGUUUUUGGGUGUAGCACCUAUCAGUCUGGAGAUUUGACUAAGACAGAUAAAGCAGUUGAUGGAAUUUUUGGGUUUGGCCCUGGUGCUCUAUCUGUUGUAUCACAAUUGUCAUCACGAGGAAUAACACCCAAAGUUUUCUCUCAUUGCUUAAAAGGAGAUGGCAAUGGAGGAGGCAUCCUUGUUCUUGGUGAGAUUUUGGAGCCAAGUAUUGUUUAUAGUCCACUCGUCCCAUCACAGCCUCAUUACAACUUAAAUCUUCUGAGCAUUGCUGUCAAUGGGCAACUCCUCUCAAUUAAUCCAGCUGUAUUUGCAACAGCUAACAACCGAGGAACUAUAGUUGACUGUGGCACAACAUUGGCAUAUCUUGUUCAAGAAGCUUAUGAUCCUCUUGUCAAUGCUAUAACUACUGCUGUGUCACAAUCUGCCAGACCCAUUAUUUCAAAAGGAAGUCAGUGCUAUCUGGUCUCAGCCAGUGUAGGUGAUAUUUUUCCUCCGGUCAGUUUAAACUUUGCUGACGGAGCAACAAUGGUUUUAAAACCAGAACAGUACCUUAUGCAUAAUGCUUUCCUUGAUGGUGCUCCAAUGUGGUGCAUCGGUUUCCAGAAAGUGCAGGAGGGAGUCACAAUUUUAGGAGAUCUAGUCCUAAAAGAUAAGAUAUUUGUCUAUGAUUUAGCACAUCAACGAAUUGGGUGGACUAACUAUGACUGUUCCAUGUCUGUAAAUGUCUCCGUGACGACAAGCAAGGAUGAGUAUGUCAAUGCCGGGCCGCUGAGUGUCAGCAGCUCAGAGAUAGCCAUUCUCUCCAAGUUACUACCUGUAAGCAUUGUGGCUGUCUCUAUGCACAUAGUAAUCUUCAUGAAGUCCCCAUUUUUGUAAGUUAAAUCCAAUAUUCAAAAGCUCAUUCUUUUUCACCCAACUUUGAGACCUACUUGAGUUGGCCGGUGUUUUAUUUAUUACUGGUAACCCUUCUCAUAUUUGGAUCGGGAGUGGUAGCUUUUUCUAUUCUAUAUUUAUUCUGAAUGGCAUGCGGAUUCAUUGUAAAGGGAGAACUGGCA
Messenger RNA from Gastrolobium bilobum, 1693 nucleotides. Its product is annotated as aspartic proteinase 36-like. The transcript is spliced from 10 exons. Gene Ontology annotation, biological process: proteolysis. Gene Ontology annotation, molecular function: aspartic-type endopeptidase activity. The record is from RefSeq and is a predicted model, not a curated record. Lineage: Eukaryota; Viridiplantae; Streptophyta; Magnoliopsida; Fabales; Fabaceae. The coding region runs from base 33 to 1514 and encodes 493 amino acids.